AUGCUCCGCUGGUCCGUGCUUCCUGCAGGGCUACGACUCAGCUGCACCCCAUCAUGUUCUCGCAGAUGGCUCUCGACUACCCGGCCUGUAUGCGCUGACAGCUCUCCACGCUGGGGCGAUACCCUUCUGCUGCCCAACACCGCGUUCCCAUUGUACAAUGACCCGUCCAAGGACCCAGCGCUGCGGAACAAGACAACGGAGGACCUCUACCGAUGGCAGUGGAAGCAUGCGCAAGGCCCUCUCUUUGUCUUCCAUGACGGCCCGCCCUACGCGAAUGGAGACCUGCAUAUGGGCCACGCAUUGAACAAGAUCCUGAAGGAUAUCAUCAAUCGCUAUCAUGUCUCUCUAGGUCACAGAGUAAAUUAUGUGCCUGGCUGGGACUGCCACGGACUUCCGAUCGAGAACAAGGUCCUGAAGCAACUAGGGGCUGAGAUAAAUCAACUCACCCCGUCGCAAAUUCGGGAUGAGGCCGAGAAGUUAGCCCGUAAAGAGGUCACAUCGCAGAUGGAGCAGUUUCAAGCACUUGGUAUCAUGGCAGAUUGGAGCUCAGAGACGACAUAUCGCACACUUGAUCCCGAGUAUGAGUUAAGGCAACUGGAAGUCUUCAAGGCCAUGGUCGAGAAGGGUCUCAUCUACCGGCAACAUCGACCCGUCCAUUACUCACCGUCGUCGCGGUCCGCGCUUGCUGAGGCCGAGCUCGUGUACAACGAGAAGCACGUCUCACACUCCAUCUAUGUAACUUUCGAGCUCGACCCCGCCAGUCCACAUAUGUCGGGCUCUCUUCGCGCAAUGAUUGCAGGUUCGAAGAAGGUGUCACUGUUGGUCUGGACAACAACCCCGUGGACUUUGACUGCGAACAUGGCUAUUGCGGUUAACCCGGAAAUGGACUAUCACGUCGUUGCUGUCAAGGAUGGCCCGGAAGAAGGCAGCGCCGAGUCACUACUGAUUUACGCAGCGGAACGUGCGGACGCUCUUCAAGAGAUUCAAGGUCUUUUCCCCACCCCACCCGUCCACAUAGGCGAACUCGAAGGGUCCGACCUGGUUGCUGCGGGCUACCGCCCGAUCUUUGCGCCACUGCAUAGCUCGCCGGCUUCGUUGCCGUCUCUCCCCAUCAUACCUUCGUCGCACGUCACACACGAUUCCGGUACGGGUUUAGUGCACUGCGCACCUGCACACGGACCAGAGGACUAUGCCGUCAUGCAAUCGCUUGGCCUCAUCUCGUCGUCCUCCACUUCGUCAUCCUCGCCAUCAUCUUCUGCAGUCGACCUCGUGUGUCACGUCAAUGGCCUUGGACAAUUCACUAGCGACGUAACAGAUGUUGUUGGCAAGGAAGCCGCGAGCCGUCUAGUUGACCAAGACAUCCUCGACCAGGGCGGACGGGAGAUUGUGAGCCUCCUUACCGAGCUCGGGGCCCUUCAUAAGGUACAGAGAUACAAGCACCGGUAUCCAUACGACUGGAAGACAGACAAACCCGUGAUUGUGCUGGCGACAUCGCAAUGGUUUGCGAACCUGGACAACAUCAAGGAAGACGCCGUUACUGCUCUGCAGGACGUGUCGUUCUUCCCCGCCAUCACGCGCAACCGCCUUGAGUCCUUCAUCCGCUCUCGCUCCGAGUGGUGUAUCUCCCGGCAGCGCGUCUGGGGUGUACCCAUCCCCGCACUCUACCACCUGCCCUCCAACUCCGCCGUGCUCGACUCUGAAAGCCUCGCGCACAUCAUGUCCGUCCUCCGCGAGCGCGGCCCCAAGUAUUGGUGGGAAGGCCCCGCGUCCGCGUUCGUUCCACCAUCUCGGCGCGAGGGCAUGAGCGACGCGGAGCUUGAUGAAGUGUGGAGUAAAGGCACAGAUACGAUGGAUGUGUGGUUCGACAGCGGGUCGUCGUGGAGCAUGCUCGACGCCCUCUAUCAGGACCCCACCUUGUCCUCCCAGGGAGGCAAGGAGCGCCCGCGCACGUUCGGCGCGGACGUCUGCCUGGAGGGCUCAGAUCAGCAUCGCGGGUGGUUCCAGAGCCAGCUUCUGACCGCGCUCGGGUGUGCGACCGCACCAGAGCGCGCGCAGAAGGCACCGUACUCGACGCUCAUCACGCAUGGCAUGGUGCUCGACGAGGCAGGGAAGAAGAUGAGCAAGUCGCUCGGGAAUAUUAUGAGCCCCAUGACGGUCAUCAAUGGAGGCAAGAACGAGAAGGCGUACGGGCCAGACAUCCUGCGAUUGUGGGCCGCGACUGUCGAGUUUGGCAAGGACAUGUCGAUCGGCCCGACAGCGCUGACGCAGACUGCUGAAGCGAUGCGCAAGAUUCGCAACUCGUCGCGCUUCAUCCUCGGAAGUCUCGGUGACCGGCCAUACGAGCACAAAGUCGAGCGCGCGGAGCUUGGGCUCGCGGAUCGCUACGUGCUCCAUAGCCUGCACGCUCUAGAUAAGACAGCCCGUGAGGGCUACGAGACGUACAACUUCCCGCGAGUGAUCACCCAGUUGUCCUACUUUGCAAACGUCGUCCUGUCCUCAUUCUAUUUCGACAUCAACAAAGACCGUUUGUACGCGGCGCACGAGCAAGGGCUCGAGCGUCGCCGCGUUUUGACGGUGUUGGAUCAGGUUUUGACGACCAUGACCAAGGUUCUCGCGCCUGUUCUACCCCACCUUGCUGAAGAGAUCACCGCCACCCUACAUGGACCUGAUGCACCCUCUGUCUUCACCACCCCAUGGACACCUCUUCCGGACGAGUACAUCGACCCUCAGGCGGAGGCAGACAUGUCGCAACUAUUCCGUAUAAGAGACAAGGUCUUCGCUCUCUUAGAAAAGGCGCGCAAAGACGGACACGUCAAGAGCUCUCUUUCCGCUGAUCUUGCCUUGAACAUCACGUCGGCCACCACGUCAGAUGUGAUCGACCUGCUCGGGCGCGAAGAGAACAUGCUCGCCGCCCUGUUCGGCGUAUCUGGCGUCAGCCUCUCUGAACAUUCCGAUCAGUCCAAACCGCUUUGGCAGUACACCGACACCCUAGACCUAGAAGGUCAGCCGGGUACCGAGAUAGAGAUCGUUGUGCGUCCAGCGGCGUUGCACAAAUGUCCCCGGUGCUGGACAUUCACCCGCCACGAGCACGACGACCUGUGCAAGCGCUGCACAGACGUCGUGCACCCACAACAGGCAUCAUAG
Trametes versicolor FP-101664 SS1 is the source of this 3144-nucleotide messenger RNA. RefSeq names its product isoleucyl-tRNA synthetase. The transcript has 18 exons. Gene Ontology annotation, molecular function: aminoacyl-tRNA deacylase activity; isoleucine-tRNA ligase activity; ATP binding. Gene Ontology annotation, cellular component: cytosol. Lineage: Eukaryota; Fungi; Basidiomycota; Agaricomycetes; Polyporales; Polyporaceae. The coding region runs from base 1 to 3144 and encodes 1047 amino acids. Gene Ontology annotation, biological process: isoleucyl-tRNA aminoacylation. The record is from RefSeq and is a predicted model, not a curated record.